Messenger RNA from Zingiber officinale, 2789 nucleotides. Its product is annotated as ubinuclein-1-like. The record is from RefSeq and is a predicted model, not a curated record. The coding region runs from base 187 to 2523 and encodes 778 amino acids. NCBI's taxonomy places the organism in Eukaryota, Viridiplantae, Streptophyta, Magnoliopsida, Zingiberales, Zingiberaceae. Gene Ontology annotation, cellular component: nucleus. The transcript is spliced from 13 exons.
AGGAAUGGAGUUGGGGUCACCUUCGCCUUCACUGUGCAAGUGAAGGCCGGUUAAUUGAGGCCUUCGGCGUGUCUGCUCAGCUCAAUCAAUCCCGCGCGAUCCCUCAACGCCUCCACCACCGGCGCUAGGGAUCGAUCCUGAUCACGGAUCUCUUCUUCGAUCUCUCCGAGCCCUCAUCCUCCUUCCAUGGAUUCCGCCGCUAGGGCUUCCUCCUCUUCCUUCCCCACCACUUCUUCCGCUUCCGCUGCCGCCCCGCCGCUGCCGCAUCUCCCGACGGCAGCGGUGGCAGCAGUGGCGCCUUCGUCAUCGGCUGCCGCCUCCCUGCAGAACGAGCCGCCGCCUACUGACGGGGCCCAGAGGCUUCGGUUCUCGGUGACCCUCAAGCCCGGGGAGACCACCAUUGUGUCCUGGAAGCGUUUGCUUAAGGAUAACGACAAGGGGCAAAGAUCCCCUCCCGUUGCUGCCCUCGCUGACCGGCCCCUCGCUGCUCAGUCCGGAGAAGUCGAUGCGCCUUCAGCAGCAGAUCCAAAAGAUGCAGUUCCGCCUCCAAACCGCUUUAGCGCAGUUAUAGAGAAGAUUGAACGCCUGUACGUGGGAAACCAAAGUAGUGAUGAAGAACUUGAUGGCAUCCCAGAUGAUGAUCAAUAUGACACGGAGGAUUCAUUUAUAGAUGAUGCUGAAUUGGAUGAGUACUUUCAAGUAGACAAAAUGUCGACAAAACAUAAUGGAUAUUUUGUCAACAAAGGAAAGUUAGAGCAAAUUGAGUCUAGCUUGACACCUAAAGAGGCACCAAAGAAAAGGAGAAGAAAGGAUACGCCCAAGCUGCAUGGCGAUGGUAGUCAUAUCAUAGUUUCUAAUGACCCAGCAAAUGCUGGCAAAGUACGAGCUAAAGAUGCUGCUAGGAGCAGUUCAGUGGCGGGAAGGAAAUUAAAUCAUGCAAAAGUUUAUGCAUCAUAUGGUGAACAUUACAAUGAGGAAGGAAGAUCGUUAAAAUAUCGACCAAAAGCUACUACAACAGUCAGUAAAAGGAAAUCUGUGGAUUUCACCACCACAUCAGAAGAACAAUCAAUCGCAAGACUACCAUAUAAAGACAUUUCAUCUACACCUUCUGGGUUGAAGGAUUUUGAUAAGCAUAAAGCCAAUGUUGGAACUUCUCACAGGUCAAGGGCAAGUGACUUUUUAGACCAAGCACAUCGUGAUAAAGGACAAGUAUAUUUUCAGUCAAAAAAGUUGCUAAAUGGUGGAACUAGGGAGGCAUCCACAAAAGUCAGACAUGCAGAUAGAUACAAUUCUGGUGAUGCUUUUUCUAUGAAUUCCUCUGGGAGUUCAUAUCAUGUACAUUCAGCGCAGAAACCAUUCUCAAGGGUGAAAGAAGGCUCUUCUGUUAGACCUAAAGGUACAACACUUGAACGGGCUAUACGCGAUCUCGAAAUGAUAGUGGCUGAAUGUAGACCACCAACUCUUAUUGUUCGAGAUGCAGAUCCUGCAUUUCAAAGCAUCAAAAGGAGACUUCCCCAGCCUGUAAAACAGAAGCUUGCUAAAGUAGCCCGAUUAUCGGCGAGCCAAGGUAAAAUUUCAGAAGAUGAGUUGGUAGAUCGACUUAUGGGCAUUCUAGGUCACCUAAUGCAGCGCAAGACAUUGAAGAAAAACAUGCGAGCAAUGGUUGAGUUAGGCAAUUCAGCAAAACAGCAGAAAGCCAAUAGAUUCGAACAGAUAAAAAAGGAGGUUAAUGAGAUGGUUAGAGCACGGGUUUCUCAGUUGAAGUCCCAGUUGGCUGAGCAACAAGAAGGUUCAACUAUUGACUUUAGGGAAACCAAUAAUGAUGAAAGAAGAGCCCUGAAAGGAAGUAUGGAUUCUUCACUAGAAGACAAAAUUUGUGAACUCUAUGAUUUGUAUGUUGAGGGAAUGGACGAGGACAAAGGCCCUCAAAGCAGGAAACUCUAUUUAGAGCUUGCAGAAUUGUGGCCAAAUGGUUACAUGGAUAACAUAGGCAUCAAAGAUGCUAUUUACAGAUCGAAAGAAAGGAAAAGAGCACUUUUGCAGCAUAAGGCUCGUGAUGAAGAGAGAAUCAAAAGAAAAAAGUUGGCUUCCGCGAUUAGAGCAGGCGAAUCCAGUCCAGCUUCUCAAUCACGGGGUUCACAAGAGAAGACAUUUCCUGCCAUUGAUACAGCUGCCAAGUACCUCCCAACCACUAAGCUUGUUCCUAAUCAAGUUUUGUGUUCAACCAGCACAGCCGUGGAUGCAACACUACCUUAUACUAAUUCUAUCCAACCUGUAUCGAAAAAUUCUGACAAGGCUAGAAAUGCUGAUGCGAGAACAAACCACGAGGAUGUAAAGAAAAAUUUGAGAAGGAAGAUGGAAUCUGAGUCGAGCGAGACCCGUGUUCAUCCCGAUAAGCUCCUGUCUCAGCAUGCCAUGGAUAAACAAAAGUCUCCUAAGCUUCCUGAUGAAACAAAUGCAAGCAAUCAUCCUAAGCCGAACCCUGAAUCGGCUGGCCCUCCAGGUUCUGACCAGGCAAACUGAUUUCCCAACAAAGAAAGAUUAAAAAUUAAUCAAGGCUCAAGUGAUUUUUUCCCCUUCUUUUUCUAAUUCUAUAUCAUAAUCUUCUCGACCAAUCGUAGUCCCUCUGAAGUAUCAUUUGAUGUGAAUCGCUGACAUGGCUUGACAUUUAGGCUGUCCCUGCGAUUACGAACUGAUCUUUUUACUAGAACAAAUGAGUAUUGCCAUGUCUCUUUCAAUGAAUAUUCUCAAACCGUUUGAGUUUCAUUUACUUUAUUUUUUAAGUUGUA